Messenger RNA from Penicillium oxalicum, 1089 nucleotides. RefSeq lists its product as uncharacterized. Lineage: Eukaryota; Fungi; Ascomycota; Eurotiomycetes; Eurotiales; Aspergillaceae. Bases 1 to 1089 code for a protein of 362 amino acids. The transcript is spliced from 7 exons. The record is from RefSeq and is a predicted model, not a curated record.
AUGGCCGACUCUGGUGAUGUGAGCUACCCAAACACGGGCAGUGAGAAUCUAGGCCUUCGUGAUGUUGUCACAAAAGGUCCCGUUGUCGACAACCUCAAAGCAGAGAUGUCCAAGACUUCGAGCGAGUUUCGCGAUCUAAACAAUGCUCGAGUCACCCCUUCAACCACAACCAGUACUGGCCAGCCUUUGACCCACUACCACUCGCUGCUGUACAGUCUCUUGAGCUGGGAACAACCUCGCGCCACCGCUGUCUCCUACGCUACCGUGAUCACCUUCAUCUUUGCCGCCCGUUACCUGCCUCUGAUUCGCUGGGCUUUCAAGUUCCUGUACAUGUCGCUCGGCUUGACCGCUGGAGUUGAGCUUGCUGGGCAGGUCAUCCUCAAGCAAGGAAUUGCGAGCUCUUUCCGUCCCCGUCGCUAUUACACCAUUCCAAAGGAAACCCACGAGGCAAUUCUCGAGGAUCUGUCUCAACUGCUCGACUUCUUCGUGAUUGAGUUCCAGCGUAUUCUUUUCGCCGAGAAUGUUGUGCACACCGUUGGCGCUUUCAUUGCUGCCUUUUCCGGCUACUGGCUUGUCCGCUUCGUUCCUCUCUGGGGCUUGGCUGUCAUCUCCGUGACUGUAGCCUACCUCGGACCCCUCGUUUACAUCAGUAACCGCGAAAUUAUUGAUGAGCAGAUUGCCAAUCUCCAACAGAUUGUUAGCUCCCAGACGAACCAGCUCAAGGAUCUUGCUGGCGAGCGUACCUCCCAUGCUACCGGUGUUGUGAAGCAAUAUGUCGACGAGUACAGCCACAAAGCGCAGGAGAUCAUUGGCCGCCGGUCUGCAUCCCCCGAGAUGACCAAGGCUCCCACCCCUUCGAAGCCCCAGCCUGCUGUCGAGCCUGCGAUCAAGACCGAACCUGCUGUCGAGCCCAUGAUGAAGGCCGAUCCUGCCGCCGAGCCCUUGAUCAAGACAGAGCCCGUGCCCGAGCCUACGUUCAAGACUGAGGACUUCCCGGAGGCGCCCAAGAUGGCACCUAUCGCACAGUCAAUCGAGUCGGAUGAUGCCGUUUCAGCUGCCACGGAGCGGGAGCCUCUCGUGGCUGUGUAG